Odobenus rosmarus divergens (Pacific walrus) is the source of this 1976-nucleotide messenger RNA. It is a transcript of the gene B3GALNT1, whose product is annotated as beta-1,3-N-acetylgalactosaminyltransferase 1 (globoside blood group). The transcript is spliced from 3 exons. Bases 189 to 1184 code for a protein of 331 amino acids. Gene Ontology annotation, molecular function: N-acetyl-beta-D-glucosaminide beta-(1,3)-galactosyltransferase activity. Gene Ontology annotation, cellular component: membrane. Lineage: Eukaryota; Metazoa; Chordata; Mammalia; Carnivora; Odobenidae. The record is from RefSeq and is a predicted model, not a curated record.
UCUUAUAAGCAGUAUAAUGGCAGAAUUUUAAGCCAAUUUGAGAAUCUCUUGUCUUUUAGUAGAAAUUUCAAGGAUUAUUUUUGCUGCAUACUACUGAAUGUCCAGUUGGUGAAAUUGAAGGUCUUUCACUCAGAAGAAAUAAAUCAAGAAGCAGAACCUGAGGCUCGCGUGCUUUGGAGCUGCUGUGGAUGGCCCUGGCUCUCUUGACCACCCUUCCGAGCAGAAUGUCACUGAGAUCCCUCAAAUGGAGCCUCCUGCUGCUGUCCCUCCUGAGUUUCCUUGUGAUGUGGUACCUCAGCCUGCCCCACUACAAUGUGAUAGAACGUGUAAACUGGAUGUACUUCUAUGAGUAUGAGCCAAUUUACAGACAAGACUUUCACUUCACACUUCGAGAGCAUUCAAACUGCUCUCAUCAAAACCCAUUUCUUGUCAUCCUGGUGACCUCACACCCUUCAGACGUGAAAGCCAGACAGGCCAUUAGAGUUACUUGGGGUGAAAAAAAGUCUUGGUGGGGAUAUGAGGUUCUUACAUUUUUCUUACUAGGCCAACAGGUCGAAAAGGAAGACAAAAUGUUAGCAUUGUCCUUAGAGGAUGAACACCUUCUUUACGGUGACAUAAUACGACAGGAUUUUUUAGACACGUAUAAUAAUCUGACCUUGAAAACAAUUAUGGCAUUCAGGUGGGUAACUGAGUUUUGCCCCAAUGCCAAGUACAUCAUGAAGACAGACACUGAUGUUUUCAUCAAUACUGGCAACUUAGUGAAGUACCUUUUAAAUGUAAACCACUCAGAGAAGUUUUUCACAGGUUAUCCUCUAAUCGAUAACUAUUCCUAUAGAGGAUUUUACCAGAAAGCCCAUAUUUCAUACCAAGAGUAUCCCUUCAAGGUGUUUCCUCCCUACUGCAGUGGGUUGGGUUAUAUAAUGUCCAGAGAUUUGGUGCCAAGAAUCUAUGAAAUGAUGAGUCACGUAAAACCCAUCAAGUUUGAAGAUGUUUAUGUUGGAAUCUGUUUGAAUUUAUUAAAAGUGGACAUCCAUAUUCCAGAAGACACAAACCUUUUCUUUUUAUAUAGGAUCCAUUUGGAUGUCUGUCAACUCAGACGUGUGAUUGCAGCUCAUGGCUUUUCUUCCAAGGAAAUUAUCACAUUUUGGCAGGUUAUGCUGAGGAAUACCACAUGCCAUUAUUAAUUUGACAAAAGCCUAGAGAAAGACAGGAUACUCUGUGGAUAAUAUUAAAAUUACUUUAAAAUCGCUAAUGGAAAACUCAUGGGAAGGUCACUGUGUUGACUUACACUGAACUGAGACUCAUGAAGUGCCCAUGGACUGGGGACUGGAAGGUUACACUUGUGAGUUAUUUAGACAAAAAUCAAGUCAGGCCCUUUAAAGGUGAUAGUAAGAGGAAUUAAAUGUCUUAUAAAGGAAAUGGGAGAUUUUUGUUAAUAAAGCUAAUAGGAUAAAAUUAUUUGAACAUGCCGUUCUAAAAACUAGAAUGUGUUAAAAGGAUUUCAUUGGAUUAUAAGCUCAUCAGUCCAUAACAACAAAGCAAUGUGGAGUUCUAGUCAUUGAACAGAAUAGUCAGGUAAAGGUUUUGUGUAUAUCUUACAUGGGUUACCAGUUUUUAAAAAUAUAUAGUUCUGUGUAAAAAAACUGAAGUUAUACUGAGCAAAAUUUCAUCCGUUUUGGUCAUUCAGAAGGUACUUCAAGAUGUUACAGCAUUUCACAGUUAUGAAUUACUGUCUAAUAUUACAUAGGACUUUCUGAUGUUUGAGUGUUAUGGUUGUUUCAAUACUGUAUAAAGAAAAUAGUGAAUCACCCUUUACAUUUGAACUUUUCUCCGGUUACUUCAUUGAUGAGUUUAUUGUUUGAUAGCUCCAUUAGUGUAAAGUUAUUGGUCAUUACUGCAUAUCAGUAAUCUCUUGGACUUUGAUAAAUAUCUUACCGUGGUAAUAUGGAGAAGAAUUAAAACAAGAAGAUCUGAAU